This is a messenger RNA of Gopherus flavomarginatus (Mexican gopher tortoise), 4947 nucleotides long. RefSeq names its product MYC target 1 (gene MYCT1). NCBI's taxonomy places the organism in Eukaryota, Metazoa, Chordata, Testudines, Testudinidae. Gene Ontology annotation, cellular component: nucleoplasm. The record is from RefSeq and is a predicted model, not a curated record. The transcript is spliced from 2 exons. The coding region runs from base 40 to 624 and encodes 194 amino acids.
CGUGGACAUACCAAUUUCGCAUUUAUUAUUUUGGAUGUUAUGGAUAAAAACAGCACUCAUUUGGAUAGUUCAUGGCCGCCAAACUUUUGGGGUCAGAUGAUAAUAGCCUUCUCAGUGUCCAUGGUGAUUGGAUUGGUGAUUGGAGGGAUAAUCUGGGCUUUGUUUACUUGCCUGUCCCGUCGCAGAGCCAGCGCACACAUUUCACAGUGGAGCUCGUCAAUCUCUAGCCGCCGUUCCAGACCUUCUUCUCAGGGCCAUGCUGCCAACAGGACUGGAUUCUACCGGAACAACAGCUGCGAACGCCGUAGCAAUCUCAGCCUGGCCAGCCUCACCUUCCAGCGGCAAGCCUCCCUGGAGCAAGCCAACUCCUUCCCAAGAAAGUCAAGCUUCCGAGCCUCCACCUUCCACCCCUUUUUGCAAUGCCCUCCGCUCCCUGUGGAAACUAACAGUCAGCUGAUUACUCUGUCUCCCACCAGCACCACCACUACCCUUGUGGGGAACACCACCAACAGCUUAACUCGUCCUGAAUUCCACUGGUCCAACAACAGCCUCCGCAUCUGUCAUUCAACACAAACACCUCCUCCUGCCUAUGAGACCAUCAUUAAAGCUUUUCCAGACUCUUGAACUGGAGUCUUCCUUUAUUUCUUUAAAAGGAGGACUCUGUUGUCUGAAGCAGAUUUUCUGUAUGCUCUGAAGGCCUCUGGGAAGCUCCCUGGUGCUGCGGCAUGCCGCAGGCAAACAAAAGAGACAUGUGCAGAUGACGUUGAUUUGCUAGGGCAAGGUGUGGUAUCCUGCAGCCACAAGGAUCUUACCCUGCCCCACCCCCAACUUAACUGGUCUGCAGUGUAAUUCUGUAUCUAUAUUAUACCUUUAAUUUGUAAUCACUGUAAGGCUUUUAGUUUAGAAGAAAGAGAAACUUCUGCAGUCUACAAAACUGGCAACUUAAAUGAAGAAACAAACCACAUUAGGAACCGUCUGUUGAUAAUUGCUUACUAUUUUCCUGCAAAGUUCACUCAUUCAUUGUGUUUGUUAGAAAUCCUGUUUUUGAACAUUUGUCUGUGAGUCUUACAUUUUCAUUAGAUACUUUCCUUCAUCUUCAUCCUGGGUUGCUUCUAUGCUUCCUGAACCACAGGGUUUCCUAUAGCUCAGGAAUCCCUUGGCAGAAGUAGAGUUUAAAGUGAUUUUAGUGUCACAGUCUUGUGGCAGGUACCAGGGCCCCUGUUUUGAUAUUCAUAGGGGGCUCCAAAUGACCACUGCCAGUCCUGUUUACAAAAAAUUCCCAAAAAUAUAGCAAAAAAGAAGUAUCCCAAAAUGUGUGCAAUGGGAGAAAUGUCUAACCAACUGAAAAAAGAAUAACUCUAUAAAAGGACUUCAUCCUGCAACCUAGCAGGGAUCACAUUUUAUUACCCUAUAAGGUUACAAUGAUACUAGUCUUGGUCCCCAAGAUAAACAACAUGAAUGGCAACUAUUUUUUAUUUGAGCUUCCUGUUUCUGUAUGGGAACACUCAUUUCCUUUCUUUAAAUUGUUUCUCAAUUUGUACCAGGGUUUUAUCCUUCCUGGUGUGUAGUACAGUGAAAUCCUGCAUUUUGCUAAACGAAAUUUCUUAGACAUCUAGGGUGAAAUCCUGGCCUGACCAAAUUCAAUGUCAAAAUUCCCAUUGACUCCAGGAUUUCAACCCUUUCAUCUAUAAUUAUGAAACUGCUUUUGAGUAUGAAGAUGCUUAGGACAGAUUAAUGCCCAUUUUGGACUGUCAGACCUGUAGAGCUAUUAUAACAUACUGGCCAACUGGCUCAGAGGUGACCAAUUACACUCACAUGUGAGAAGUCAAAGCUUGGAAGCAACAGAUAUAGCACAGACACAUGGAUCUGCAAUGGGAGCUGGUUCAUUUCUAAGGUGGUGCAUUUGAACACAGAGAAGGGCAUUUCAGUUUAGAGAGUACCACCUGCUGUGCCAGGCCAGAUUAACGCUCCUGUGGGUCUGGGGCUAAUAGAUUUUAUGGGGCCCCUGUAUACAAGUCUUUUUCCUGGGAAGGAGUUUGGUGCAGGAGGGGGCUGGGGCAGGGGAUUGGGGUGUGUAACCGGGCAUCACUCACCCCUGCGGCGCCUCCUGCUGGUUACUUCUGGGAAUUAGCUCUUCCAGCUCCAGAGCGCCCUCCUCCACUGCAGGCCAGUGAUCUGCCUUGGUUCCUGCUACAGGCCCCGUGUCCCUCCCUGGACCCCGGUGUCCCUUUUAUGUGGGGUUCUGCCCCCUGGCAGCAACCCCUUUUCCUUAGGGGUUUCCCCUCCCUGGGAACACCCCACCCUCUAUCCCCACUAUGCCUCAGUGUAGGCUACUGCCAGUCAUUGUCUAGCCCCACGGCCUGGGGCAGACUGUAGUAUCAGCCACUCAUCAUUAGCAAAGGGGUUUGGACCUGCUGCCUUGGCCUACCCCUGGGUUGCACCCUACAACCCCAGUACCUCCUGGCCUAAUUCUAGGCCACAGCCUUGGGUUUUCCAGGCAGGAGCUCCCCAGCCUUUCCCCAGCACUGCUUCACCCUAGGUACCUGCUCUGGUUCUCAGCAGCCAGGCCCUUCUCCCUCUACAGGCAGAGGAAGACUUCUGGACUCCUGGCUUCUCUGCCCUUAUGCAAGGGCCUGUUGCUCAGUUUGAGGCAUGGCCCCUGCUGCUGCCACUUCCCCAAUCAGCCCAGGCUAAAAGGCUGCUUUCUCCAGCCCCCAGCCCUUAUUCAGGGCUGUUUUAACCCCUUCCGGGCCGGAGCAGAGACCCACUCUGCUACAGGUGCCAGAGGAGGUGUGGGGUCUGAGAGGGAGUUUGGGUGCAGGAGGGAUUCUGAUCUGGGGCAGAGGGAUCGGGUGGAGGUGAGGGUGCGAAGUGCAGGCUCCAUCCGGAAGGUGCUUACCACAGGCAGCUCCCAGACGGCGGUGCAGCAGGGCUCAGGCUGCCUGUCAUAGCCCCAUGCCACUCCCGGAAGGGGCUGGCUGCUAGCACAUCUCUGCGUGCCCCUUGGGGGGGAAGGGGAAGCGGGUUUCUGUACGCUUCCUGUGCCCACAAGCGCCACCCCGUAGCUCCCAUUAUCUGGGAACCAGCCAAUGGGAGUUGUGGAGACAGUGCUGGGGGCACGGGCAGCACAUGGAGCUGCCUCCUCUGCCACCUCAAGGGCCACAGAGACAUGCCAGUAGCUAGCCCCUUCUGGGAGAGGCGUGGACUAUGGCAGGCAGGCAGCCCGCCUGAGCACCCCUUUUAGUGGCCUGGAGAUUGCUUCCCCCUAAAGCCCCUGCCUUAAUCUCGCCCUGCUGCUGUGCAACACCACCAUUCCUGGCUUAUUAAGAACUCUUUGGUUCUUAUGGAGGAUUAUGGGAAGAGGUAUUAGUUACAGUGGGCCUGAUCCUUAGAGGGCCUGAUCUUGUGCAUGUACCGAGGACCUGCAAUCACAGUUGUGGUUAACGGGAGCAGUUCUCAGGAACAGACAAAGUGGAUAACACCUUAAACUUCCUAUAUGGUCAGCAGCAGCUGAGGGACUGCAUUGCAUUGCAUUGCAUUGCUCAGCACCUCUCAUGAAUGGGCCCAGAGUAACCAUAACUGCUCUUAUCGCUGCAGUCUCUAACCCUGCUAUUUUCUCAUUGCAACCAUUACUACUAAUGCUAAACAACCUGUCCUGCUCUCUAACUUUAAAGGCAAAUUAAUUUGCCUUUAAUCAGACUGACUGGCUUUUGUUCUUUUUAUGUGCAUUUUUUUUCAUUUUAAGAAGUUAAACCUGAUUGCUAGAGAUGCACAUUGUCCAUACAGAUUGCAUACAGCAUUUUAUUUUUAUUGUAAACUAAGAACAUUACUAUGUUGGAAAAUGCCAUCUGACUCCAGUGAUGGCAGGAUAUGGUCCUAAAAUAGUGAAUACAGAUGUAUUGUUUACCCUUUCCCAUAAUACAGCAAUCCGAACUCACCCAAUGAAAUUAAUAGGCAACAGGUUUAAUGAAACAAGAGGAAGUACUUUUUCACACAAUGUUCAGCUAACUUGUGGAACUCAUUGCUGUGGAUGUUGUGAAGCCAAAAGUAUUACUGGGUUCAGAAAAAAAUUACAUAGGUUCAUGGUCAAUUGGUCCAACAACUGCUAUUAGCCAAGAUGGUCAUGGAUGCAACACUAUGCUUAGGGCCACCCUAAAUGUUUGACUGCCAGAAACUAGGAGGGGAAGAUGGGGUGGAUUGCUCUAAAGUCUCCUGUUCUGUCCACACUCCCUGAAGGUCUGAUACUAGAUACUGUUGGAGUCAAAAUACUGGGCUAGAUGGACCAUUGAUCUGAUCCAGUAUGGCUGCUCUUAUGUUCCUUUGUAAAAGUAUACUCUUUUAUGAGAGCAGGCUUCUAUUAUUGUAUUAGAUCUUAUUGUUUUUAUUUAGCUUUUCAGUAGGCUUCACUGUACUCUAAAGGCUUAUAGUGUCUAAGUUCUCUCUUGCAGAUAAUGUCAUCUGUCGUAACAUUCCCAGGAAAAAUUGCAUCUAAUCCUGCCCCCCUCGCUCAUUGACUUUAGUGGUCUACUUGAAUGAGAACAGCAAGGAGGAUUUGGUCCACAGUGUGUAACCAAGGUGUUAGAAACGAUCAUUCCUUCACAGAGAAAUUAUUUUAAAAAACUGAAUACAUACUUGUGGGUUAUAAAUGCAGGAUUUGCAAUAGAGCUUUACAUGAUAUAUUAUUCCUUGUAUUACACUAUAUUUAAUAAGUAAUAUAGGAAGAAAAGCUAUAAUGUACUGUAUUUUUUUUCCUCUUGAAAUCUGCAUUGGACACAAAAACUGUUUUACAUUCCCUGGAUUAGGGAAGUUAAAAAUAUGAAAUAUUUUGUGCAUAACCAUUUUGGAAGUCAGCUGCUUAACUAACAGCUUAAACAAUAAUGGAUAUGAAUAUUUUGUUAGCAUUGUGAAAACUCUGAAAUGUGAAAUAAAGGUAGAAAUUAUAAUCUA